Austrofundulus limnaeus is the source of this 2384-nucleotide messenger RNA. Its product is annotated as alpha-N-acetylgalactosaminide alpha-2,6-sialyltransferase 1. Gene Ontology annotation, biological process: oligosaccharide biosynthetic process. Lineage: Eukaryota; Metazoa; Chordata; Actinopteri; Cyprinodontiformes; Rivulidae. Gene Ontology annotation, molecular function: alpha-N-acetylgalactosaminide alpha-2,6-sialyltransferase activity. The transcript is spliced from 9 exons. The record is from RefSeq and is a predicted model, not a curated record. Bases 16 to 1314 code for a protein of 432 amino acids.
CUAAACUUCUCAGGGAUGGCGAUUCAAAGUGUCAGACAUUUGUCUUUGCUGAUGGUGAUGUUAGCCWGCAUUUUACUUCUUUUCCUAACUCAGUCACUUUUACCAGAGAACCUAAGCUGGGCAGCUUUCUCAGGACUUAACAAAUUUGAGGGACAAGACAGCUGGAUGAAAUAUGACAAAUUUUUGGAAAAAAUAGGAUUCAACAAUGGUCCAACGACUCCAAUGACAACAAAACCACUUAAUACGACAACCCCUGUUCCCGAGACCCCUAUUCCCAUCAUACUCAAGAAGUCUUUCAAGAAACUUCCUCAGUGGGAUUUUGAGGAUAYUUAUAACCAGGAUGCUCCACCGAGACCAGCAACAUGUGCCCASUCYCUGCGCAACUCCAAGGACGAGGCCUUCCAGAAGACUUUCCUGCCCAACGUGCGCUUGUAUUUGCACAGAGACAACAUCAACAUGAGCGAGUGGAACCGGCUCUCACAUUUCAACAACCCGUUUGGUUUUAUGGAAAUGAAGCAUGACGAGGUAAUGCCUGCAUUGAAGCUGAUCUCAAAGCCAAAGGAGCCGCUGCUCCUUCCAAAACCAGGCGGCGAUGGCUGCGUUCACUGCGCUGUGGUGGGAACCGGAGGCAUCCUCAACGGCUCAAAAAUGGGAGCUGAAAUUGAUGCUCAUGAUUAUGUUUUCCGGAUGAACGGUGCAGCGAUUGAGGGUUAUGAGGAAGAUGUGGGGAACAGGACGUCCGUGUACGUGCACACCUCUUAUUCCAUCUCCUCAUCAGUUUAUUUUUUAAAGAAGUACGGAUAUAAAUCUGCACCGCAUGAUGAGGGCAUAAAGUACGUACUGAUUCCUGAGGGCAUGAGGGACUACAAGUGGCUCGAGGGUCUUAUCCAAACCAACAGAAGCUCCAAACAGAAGAAAGGACCCAUAACUUACUAUUCAGGACAGUUUGAUGAGAACCGCUUCUAUGUUCUGCACCAAGACUUCAUGCGAUACAUACGAAACAGGUUCUUAAAAUCAUGGACUCUGAAUACAACAACCUGGCCAAUUGUCCGACCAUCCAAUGGGGCUUUCACUAUUUUUUUGGCCUUGCACACCUGUGAUACAGUGAGUGCGUAUGGAUUCAUGACUGACGACUACAAAAAGUACUCCAACUACUAUGUUGAAAAGCACCUUAAAACCAAUGUCAUUUUAUACCCCAACCACAAUUACAUUAUGGAGAAGAACCUGUGGAAGACACUCCAUGAUAAAAACAUAAUAAAGCUGUUUCUAAGGACUAAAUCACCAGAAGGAACCAAAAAGCCAAUGCAGAGUUGACGGAUUKGUAGUUUUAGUAACAAGAUCAAGAAUUGAGUCGAUCUGUUUAGCAUUCUUAAAAAAUACAAAACACCAAAUUAUUUUCCAAUAAUGAGCUUUUAGGAACAUUUUUUGAUGAGUGUAUUUGACUGCAGCACUUAAAUGAUAUGGUAAAGUGAAUGUGAAAGGUACAGGUAAACAGUAAUUUUAACAUGAAGUCAUCUGAAUAUAGUCAUUGUGAGAUGAAGUCAAGCCAUGUGGUUUGACAAAAUGCAACAAAAUAAGCUGCAAAAAUGAAGAUGUAUUUAUUUAUUUAUUUUACCUUUGUGCAUAUGUGUUGGACCACUUUCUAAACAASUCUGUCAUCAAAAAUUGUGGUAAGAAAGCAAAUUUUAAAUUGUUUUUAUGUUCAUAUAUAUGUAUACAAAAUCUAGUAAGUUUUAUAAAAUUGUGUGUGGUGAAAUAAAAUUCACUUUUUGUUAUAUUUUGUGCAAAGAAUCACAUUGCAUAUGCCAGAAUUUUAGACUAAAACAUUCUUAUGUUGAAAUGUUAGGUGGAAAUCUUGUGCAGAAUUGCAAGACAUUGCGCUCAGAGUAUUUGUUGGGGAUGACUCUCAGCUACUAUCGUGAAAUGUAAGCUCCGUGGCUGUAAAACUGAUUGAGUUAUUGAAAUUUUUGUGUUGGCUUCUGUAAAUAAGAUGUGGCAGCCAUAAUUGAGKUGUAGGCUUACAUCCAAUUUCAUUCAAAUUGGUCACGUUCAUAAGAUGUUUUGCCAAUAGACGCACUAAAAUGUUGAAGGCACAAAACACUUGAUUGACAUCAAUGAAAGCUCAUUUUUUUGUGUGGGUUUAAUUGUUUUCAGUUUUUGUGUUACAUCAUAUUUAUAUCAUUUUAAAUUGUKGUUGUGUUUAUAUGGACUGAAUGUUCAGUGAUUCUAAAACAAAAAAAAAACGAAAACUGUAUUAAUAGGACAAUAUAGUCAUGUGGGACGCAGAAGUUGGGGAUUCAUUCAUAUAGCCUAUUAGUUUACCAGUCAAAUGUCAAAAUGUCCCCUCAUAUAUAAACUUCAACAAAUAAAUAGCACAAGACUUA